This is a messenger RNA of Geodia barretti, 1223 nucleotides long. The record is from the annotation of a GenBank genome assembly. Lineage: Eukaryota; Metazoa; Porifera; Demospongiae; Tetractinellida; Geodiidae.
AAAGGUCAAACCCCACGUGGCGAUACAAACGGCACACCAAUGGGAAAGCCAAGAAGCAAGGUGUCUGCCGCCGAAGUGGUGGCUAGGAAGAAGAAGAGAGCCAAGCGCAGUGACCUGAGCUCCAAUCCUUUCGAGGUGCGCGUCAACAGACGGAAACACGACGUUCUGGGCCAGAAGAUCCGGUCGGGACGAGGCCUGCCUGGCGUGGCGAGAUCCAGAGCCGACCAAAAGAGAAAACAGACUCUGCUGCAGGAGUACCGCUCUCGGGGAAAGGCGGGCGUCUUUCAGGACAAGCGGUUCGGUGAGUAUGACAGGCAGCUGUCCGUGGAGGAGAAGCUGGCUCAGCGGUUCUUUCUAGAGAAGAAGAAGCGUCACGGGAAGUUCAGUCUUGAAGACAAUGAUAACGAGGAGGGUCUUACCCAUUUUGGUCAGUCACUUGGGGACAUGGAAAAGUUUGAUGGAAUCCAGUUGAGCGAUGGAGAGGAAGAAGAGGACAUUUCCCAAACACACUUUGGAGGUUUCUUGAAGAGAAAGAGAACCGCGACAGAGGUGGAGGAGGAGAGUGAGGUAAGACAUUGGCUGACCCCCGAGAGAGGGACGGGUGGAGGCGACGAGUGUCUAUUUGGUCCUCCCGUUGUUUGCACACAGACGCCAAAAUCGAGAAAAGACAUCAUGAGAGAGCUGGUGGUGAAGUCAAAACAAAUGAAGUAUGAGCGGCAGUCGGAUAAGAGGGAAGCGGAGGAGCUAAUGGAGACACUGGACUCUCAGUGGGAGGACGUCCGCGGACUCAUCUCUCAACCCAAACCUCCACCGCCACAGGCCGUCGGGUCGACAGACUCCACACGGGCAAGUGGUAGCAGUGACUACGACAGGGUGGUUAGAGAGUUGGCCUUCGAGAGGAAGGCUAUGGCUACGGAUCGUCUCAAGACGACGGAGGAAUUGGCCAGAGAUGAGAGGGACCGACUCAUCAAGCUGGAGGCAGACCGGGUGCAGCGUAUGAGAGGCGAGGAGAGGAUUCAAGAGGGAGUGAUGGGAGGAGUGGACCACACCUCUGCUGAUGCUAUCAUCACUAAGUACGAUCUCCACUGAAACACAGUAUAGCAGGGUUCUUAUUGUGGGCAAUAAUUGGAACAGAUUUUACUGUCAUUAUGCAGUCAUUGUUUGUCUCUCUGUGGCUGAAGGUCAAGGAAGAAGAAAGAGGUCAGGUUUAUGAUCAGAUACGA